Molecule: messenger RNA, 1781 nt
Organism: Paramisgurnus dabryanus
Lineage: Eukaryota; Metazoa; Chordata; Actinopteri; Cypriniformes; Cobitidae
Gene: fosaa
Product: v-fos FBJ murine osteosarcoma viral oncogene homolog Aa
Biological process (GO): regulation of transcription by RNA polymerase II
Cellular component (GO): nucleus
Molecular function (GO): RNA polymerase II cis-regulatory region sequence-specific DNA binding; DNA-binding transcription factor activity, RNA polymerase II-specific
Source: RefSeq, a predicted model, not a curated record
AAACCUGGAGAAAACGACUCAACAAUCACCAAACGAGGGACCCUGAGCACAAGACCUGGAAUCUGUUUCAUCGUUUCGCCCGUGUGUGCUGGAGAAAUGUUUCCGAGCAAAGCGAAGACUGAGGCGGACACAUCAGCGUCUCCCGGCGGGGACACCCGGCCGCAUCUCCCGCAGGAGACCCGCACUGACCCGCUGAUGGACCAAACACAGGGCUCGUGCGUGCCUUCCGGUUCGUUUGUUCCCACGGUCACGGCGAUCUCCAGCACCCGGGACCUGCAGUGGAUGGUCCAGCCGACCAUCAUCACGUCUGUGAGCAGAGCUAAAACUAAAACAGCUGGAGGAAAGAGCAAAAGCGCGGGCGGGAAGAGCAAGAGCGAGCAGCUCUCAGCAGAGGAAGAGGAGAAGAAGAGGAUCAGGAGAGAGAGAAAUAAAAUGGCUGCAGCAAAGUGUCGCAACAGACGGAGAGAGCUCACCGACACCCUUCAGGCAGAAACUGACCAGCUAGAAGAGGACAAGGCUGCUCUACAGGCUGAAAUUAAGAGUCUUCUGAAGGAGAAGGAAAGGUUGGAGUACGUGCUGGCCACUCAUAAACCUCUUUGCCAACUGCCUGAAGAGCUGGACUGUCUCUUUCCAGAGUCUCCUCAGCCACUUCCAACUCCAGAAGCGGCCACCAAACUCCCUGAUGAAAGUCCACACGAUGCCAGUCCUCUUCAGGACAUGGAGAUCCCAACGGUUCCAUCCACGGCUAUUUCUGGGAACUCCAACAUCCUGUUGUGCUCAAGCGCAGAAGUCAGUUUGUGUGAUUUGGAGCCAUCACUGGAUAUCAAUGACGAUCUCCUCGCCACCGUCGACGAGGACCGCGUGUCAGCCGGAGCGGCCCGUUCCGUCCCCGACAUAGACCUGACUGGCUCGCUGGGCAUCACGGACUGGGAGACUCUCUACAAGUCUGUGGCCAAUGAUCUUGAACCUUUAAGCACCCCGGUGGUGAACACAUCCACACCCACCUGCAGCAACUACCUGUCCGUCUUUACUUUCGCCUGCCCUGAGCUGGACUCGCUGUCCGAGGGUCUGGAUGCUUGUAAAGGCGGAGCGACCAAAGCAGAAUCUAGCGUUGAUAUCCUCAACUCUCCAACCCUACUGGCCUUAUAAACGCAAGCGUAUGUGAUGUAAUGUCACGAUAUUGUUAUUUAUCAUUGGAUUUGGCCGUGUUCAGAUUUGGGAGGUUGGUGUGAUGCCAGAUAUUCUACGGAUGCAUCCAUGACACCACGUGUAAUGCGUGGGUGGGAUGUCACUUUCUUCCAGAUGCAUUUGAUGUAGCCCAAAUACAAGAGCAUGGAUUAUAAUUAUUUUUUGAGCAGAUAUGAACUAUGUUCUGGCCUUAGAAGCAUGCACAGAGAUAUCAUGAAAUAUAUAUAAGUAAAUAUAUAAUACAUAUAUAGGAUAUAUGUAUCCGUUUCAUAUUUGUUUGAUCUGGUGCUAAGUUCCGUAUUGUGGAAUUGACUGCAAUUUUGUGUUUGUCUUUAUGGCAAUAGUUUACUGUAUCAUUGCGUGCUGUGCUUUGAUAUCCGUACAGUCAUAACAGUUAUCACACAUACCUCAGUGUCAUCGUUCGACUGUGUUUUCACAUUGUUCUGACAUUUUUAGAGUUUUCCAUGAAAACAUUCAGUGCUAUAUCGAUGGAGAUGUAUUUUAUAAUAAUUUAUUUUUUUACAUUUUAAAUUUGACUUUGUCAAAUGAAAAGCAUUGACUGCUGAAUAAAUCCUCAUUAUGGAUUUGUGUUC